AUGAGCAGCCGCCCCACGGGAGGAGCCGGCUCGGGCGUGUGCUUCGGCCCGCGGGAGCCCGACAAGCCCUUCGCUGACUCGGAGCGGGCACAGAAAUGGCGCCUGUCGUUGGCCUCGCUGCUCUUCUUCACCGUGCUGCUCUCCGACCACCUGUGGCUCUGCGUUGAGGCCAGGCAGGUCGCUGCCGGGCGCCACCGGGACCAAGAGAGCGUGGAGCAAAGCAUGGGGGGCGACGAGGGGGCGGCGGUGGCCCCCAGCAGCAGCCCUGCGGCGUCGGCAGCCGGCCAGUGUUUCAGCCUGCUGGGCGACGCCGAAGCUGCCUGUCGCCGCCUGCAGCCCGGCGGCUCGGCCCAGACGGAGCUCUACCUUCCCUUUUGUAAUUCCUACACGCUGCGCGAGCUCUUCGCCGGGCUUUCCCGCUCGGACACUCUGAACUGCACUCUGGACCAACGCGACGGCGACGACGACGACGACGACAGGGGCACUGGGGAUGGGGAUCGGCUCAGCAGGGAGGAGGAUUGGCUCCGUUCUUGCCGCCGCUGCGUCCUGGCUUACCAAAAGUACGACCAGCAGGCUCAGGACCGAUACCGAGAGUUUGAGCUUGUGCUCCAGAAAUACCUGCAAGCGGAGGAGUACUCGGUGAAAUCGGGGCCGGAGGAUUGUAAGACUGUCUACAAAGCCUGGCUCUGUUCCCAGUAUUUUGAAGUCACACAGUCUCACUGCAACAACACAAUUCCUUGCAAGCAAUACUGUUUGGAGGUUCAGACAAGGUGUCCAUUUAUAUUACCAGACAAUGAUGAUGUCAUCUAUGGAGGAUUAUCCAGUUUCAUCUGUACAGGGCUCUAUGACAACUAUCCAACCAAUGCAGAACCAGAAUGCUGUGAUGUCAGAUGGGGACUAUUAUCAGAUAACCAAUCCAAAGGGACUAUAAAAACAAGUGACUCAAUGAUGUGUCACCGGACAUCACUCACAGUUUCAUCAGCAUCAAGACUGUGUAAUAGCAGACUUAAACUGUGUGUUCUUGUAUUAAUUCUCUUACAUACAGUACUUACGGUCUCAGCAGCACAGAACUCAACAGAACUGGGCUUUGGAGGCAUAACAAAUUUGGAAGAUAAUUCAACCAAUGAGGAAUAA
This is a messenger RNA of Elgaria multicarinata webbii, 1134 nucleotides long. RefSeq names its product NALCN channel auxiliary factor 1 (gene NALF1). NCBI's taxonomy places the organism in Eukaryota, Metazoa, Chordata, Lepidosauria, Squamata, Anguidae. The transcript has 3 exons. Gene Ontology annotation, biological process: calcium ion import across plasma membrane. Gene Ontology annotation, molecular function: stretch-activated, monoatomic cation-selective, calcium channel activity. The record is from RefSeq and is a predicted model, not a curated record. The coding region runs from base 1 to 1134 and encodes 377 amino acids. Gene Ontology annotation, cellular component: plasma membrane.